AUGGGUCGAUUACUUGGGUUGGAGUUGCACAACUUCAAGUCCUACAAGGGGACUGUGAAAGUUGGAUUCGGUGAUUCCAAUUUCACUAGUAUUAUCGGACCCAAUGGUUCCGGUAAAUCGAAUAUGAUGGAUGCUAUUUCGUUUGUUUUAGGUGUGAGGAGCAGACAUCUAAGGUCUAACGUGCUAAAAGAUUUGAUCUACCGUGGUGUCGCUUCGGAAGAGGAAGGUGAUGGAGAGUCUGAUGUGGUGAACAAUCCAACGACGGCUUACGUGAAGGCUUUUUACUCGAAAGGUGACUCGACCAUUGAGCUGAGCAGAUCUAUUUCAAAGGGCGGUGACACAACUUAUAGAAUGAAUGGGAAAGUUGUGGAUUAUAAGCGGUAUGCUUCUUUCCUAGAGGAUGAAAAUAUCCUGAUUAGAGCGAAGAAUUUUUUGGUGUUUCAAGGUGAUGUAGUCCAGAUAGCUUCGCAAUCAGCUAUGGAGCUAACUCAAUUCUUCGAGGAGUUUUCUGGUUCGAUCCAAUACAAGAAAGAAUACGAUAUGUUGAAGGAGAAAUUACAGACUUUGGGUCAAUCUACCGCGGAGUCCAUUAAGAACAGGAGAAGAAUCCACGCAGAGAUGAGAACUUACAAGGAAGGUAUCAACAAGAAUGAAGAAUUUGAAAAGCAAGUUAGUCAUAGAUUGGAGUUACAAAACCACUACGCAUUAUGGCAACUUUAUCAUCUCGAAGAAGAGAAAGCUGAGAAUAAUGAAAAAUUGGAAAAUUGUAAAGCUAAUGUCAGACUACUGAAGGAUAAGAUAGCUAAUGAAGAGAAGAAACUGGCUAAGCUAAGGGCAUCGUUCAUUGAAGAAAGCGCAUCAAUCACUAAACAAAAAAGUUCAUUGACUUACAAGAUCAAGGAAAAAGAAGAAAUCGAAUCUCAGUUGCUCCCGAUCAAAUUAUCUCAACGAGCUGCUACAAAGCGUAUUGGGAAUUUCGAGAAAAGGAUCGAUGCCUUAAAGAGAGACGUUGAAAGACAGAAAUCAUAUGUUGAAAGGUUUGAAAAUCAGCUUAAAGUUGUCACUAAGGCGAGGGAGACUUUUGAAGACGAGAUAAAGAAAUCAGCUCAGGACUCAAACAAGUAUCAUUUAACCGAUGAAGAUCUAAAACUGUACGCGGCCCUCAAUGAGAAGUAUUUGAAUUCUGGAGGUUUCGCAAUCGAAGGAAAGAUAGCGAACUCUCAAAAUGAUAGCAAAGAUGUGGCAGAUGAUAUCGGAUUGGUAAAGAAGAGAAAGGAGAUUUCGAGUUCAAGGAUCUCUGACGAGCUUUUGGUCACCAAGCAAAGUUUGGAAUUACAAAUGAGUGACCUGAGCUCUUCGUUAAAUGAGAAAAAUCAAGCCCAUAGCGAGCAAGCUAGCGAGUUGAAGAAACUUCAAUCUGAGAUUGAAUCAUCAAAUAACAAGGAAUACGAUUUGAACUACAAGCUGAGGGAAGCUUUGAUAAAGAUCGACGAUCUAAGUGCCAGUCAAAGAGAAACUAAUAAAGAAAGAAAACUAAGAGAGAACGUAUCCACCCUCAAGAAAUUCUUCCCAGGUAUUAGAGGCCUGGUUAGCGACCUUUGUCAGCCGAAGAAGGAAAGAUAUGCGCUUGCCGUAUCAACUAUAUUGGGAAGAAAUUUCGAUUCCAUCAUAGUCGACAACUUAGCAGUCGCACAAGAGUGUAUUGCCUACUUGAAGAAGCAACGUGCGGGGAUUGCAUCUUUCAUUCCGCUAGAUACCAUCGAGGUCGAAACUUCAACACUACCAGCGUCGGAAAGUUCGGGAUGCAUACUGGCAAUUAAUGCCAUAGAAUAUGACCCUGAGUAUGAACGAGCCAUGAGAUACGUUUGUUCUGACUCGAUUAUCUGUAACACACUUGAAAUUGCAAGGGAUAUGAAAUGGAAGAGAAAUGUAAGGUCAAAGCUGGUAACCUUGGAAGGUACGCUGAUCCAUCGGGCAGGUCUAAUGACGGGUGGUAUCUCGAAGGAUAGUUCAAACAGGUGGGACAAAGAAGAAUAUCAAAGUUUGAUGACAUUGAAGGACAAAAUACUGGUGCAAAUUGAAGAAGUGGGUUCUCACAGUCGAGCUUGCUCCAUUCGGGCACGGGAACUGGAGGGGAACAUUUCUUUGAUAUACUCCGAGGCUUCCAGCAUACGAACACAAAUAUCACAAUUGAAAAGGGCCUUGGAAGACACUAACACUGAUAUCGAAUAUCAUCAGAACCUCAUCAAGCAGGAGUAUGAUCCUAAAAUUCAAGAGCUUGAGCAGAAACUUGCAAUAAUCAACGAUUCUCGCAAACAAUUGGAGGAAGAAAAGGAUAGCCUGCAAACUCAAACCUUCAAAGAGUUCACGGACAAAUUAGGCUUCUCAAUGAAGGAAUAUGAGACUCAUUCGGGUGACGCAAAGAGGCAGCAGUCAAAAGAGCUUCAACAAUUACAGAAACAAAUCCUCAAUGUCGAAAACAAGCUUGAAUUCGAAAAGGAAAGAUUGACAUCUACGUCUAAUAGACUUGAGAAAACCGAAACUGAUAUGAAGAAAGUUUUUAUUGAACUGCAGUCUCUGCAGAAACAAGAGGAAGAUGUGGGUGUGCAGACGAAGAAAGUUGAGAAAGCUAUCAAGGAUCAUAAAAUUAAGCUGAAAAAAGUGGAGGAGGAGCUCAAAAACAAGCAACGAACCAUGAACUUAAACGAUGAGCAACUUAUCGAAUACAACUCCUCGCUGCAGUCCCUGAAGAGAGAAAGAGACGAAGUUAAGGACGUCAUAGAAAAGGGAGAUCUGGAGAGAAUCUGCGUGUUGAAAAAUUGCAAGAUCUCGAACAUGCAAAUUCCAAUUGUUUCUGAUGUGGAUUUACAGAGUUUACCAAUUGACAGGAUAGACGCCGAAGCUAUACGAACCUCCAAUGAAAUCGAGAUCGACUACGACGCUCUGCCGGCAAAAUACAAGGAAAAUGGCGGGGAAGCUGUAGAGAAGGGCUUUGAGAGAGAGUUGAAGCAAGUCGAUGAGAUACUCAAUGUGCUACAACCGAAUGCUAAGGCUACAGAUAGGUUCAACGAAGCUCAACAGAAAUUUGGUUCGAUCAAUGACGAGACCGAGCAACUCAAGAAGGAUGAGAAGAAAGUGCUGGCACAAUUCAUAAAGAUCAAGAGAAAAAGAAAAUCCCUUUUUGAAGAAGCCUUUGAAUACGUUACAGAACAUAUCGAUCCAAUCUACAGAGAACUGACAAAGAAUCCAAACUCUACUAGUGAAUUAGCCGGCGGGAGUGCUUCGCUAACGCUGGAGGAUGAGGACGAGCCCUUCAACGCAGGUAUAAGGUACCACGCAACACCUCCUUUGAAAAGAUUUAAGGACAUGGAAUAUCUCUCUGGAGGUGAGAAAACGGUCGCAGCUCUAGCACUCUUGUUCACCGUCAACUCCUACCAACCUAGUCCCUUCUUUGUUUUGGAUGAAGUGGACGCAGCGCUGGAUACAACUAAUGUUGAAAGGGUAGCCACAUACAUAAGAAGACAUGGUAACCCCGAUCUCCAGUUCAUCGUCAUCUCCUUGAAGAACACAAUGUUUGAGAAGUCCGACGCCCUUGUCGGAGUUUAUAGACAACAAGAACUCAAUACCUCCAAGAUUGUAACCCUGAACCUAAGAAAUUACGCCAACUGA
Messenger RNA from Torulaspora delbrueckii, 3669 nucleotides. It is a transcript of the gene SMC1, whose product is annotated as cohesin subunit SMC1. NCBI's taxonomy places the organism in Eukaryota, Fungi, Ascomycota, Saccharomycetes, Saccharomycetales, Saccharomycetaceae. Gene Ontology annotation, biological process: sister chromatid cohesion. The record is from RefSeq and is a predicted model, not a curated record. Gene Ontology annotation, molecular function: protein binding; ATP binding; ATP hydrolysis activity. The transcript has a single exon. Bases 1 to 3669 code for a protein of 1222 amino acids. Gene Ontology annotation, cellular component: chromosome; nucleus; cohesin complex.